This is a messenger RNA of Trichomonas vaginalis G3, 993 nucleotides long. RefSeq names its product sulfatase family. The record is from RefSeq and is a predicted model, not a curated record. Bases 1 to 993 code for a protein of 330 amino acids. The transcript has a single exon. Lineage: Eukaryota; Parabasalia; Trichomonadida; Trichomonadidae.
AUGGAAGAAUUGGCAUUAGAUAAAGUGAAUGUUCACUUUUCGCAUAUGAAAUAUCCGGAUCUUGGUGGAAUGUCAAUUCCUCCUCGUCUUGAUUUUACACUUGCAAGUGCAUUCGGUGCUUUAUGUGGCGUUCCUUAUAUGGGAAAGAACCAGUGGAAUGAUCAUUAUGAUGGUUUUUUGAAUAAUCUUAAUUGCUUGGGCGAACUAUUGGAAUUAAAUGGAUAUAUUACAUCAGCAACAUUUGGUACAGGAAAAGGAGAUUUUGGAUAUGGCCAUGUAUUUGAUUUGCAUCAUUUCCAACGCAUAUUCUCAAACAGAGAAAUUAUGGGUACUACUCAAUGGAUUGAAGAUAAGCAUAUUUAUAAGUUUUUCAAAAAAGAACUCAAAUAUCUUUCGGAUACACAUCAACCUUUCAUGGCAUUUAUGUGUACAUUGGAUACACAUGAACCAGGUCAUAUCUGCAGCUUAUGUCCCAAUACUCAAAGUGAUCCAGCUACUAAAUCAAUAGAAUGCGCAGAUCGUCAGCUUAAAAGUUUCUUGGAAUGGGCGCAGACGCAAGAAUGGUAUAACAACACAGUGUUUUUGAUUUACGGUGAUCAUAUCUCAAGAGAUAAGAAUUUCAAGAAAAUGGCAAAAGAACAUAAUUACGUCAAAAAAUCAUAUAAUGUUAUUCUAAAUUCAAAAAGAAAGGCGAAAAGAACUCAUGAAAGAAAUUUUACUGUAUUUGAUUUAUUGCCAACUGUAUUGAAUGCAGCAGGAAUUCAGAUUAGAGGUAACCAAAUAGGAAUGGGAAUAAGCCUAUUUUCAAAAUUGCCGACUCUUCUUGAAAGAUAUGGAGAGAAAUUUGAAGAAAGUUUUAACCAAAUCUCAUUUUGGUAUGAUACUGUAGUAAAUCAUAAAUCAAUAAAAUGCGAAGAGAACAUCCCUUGCAUUAGUUUAGGUAAUUAUUCAACAGAAACUACAUAUGCAAAUUUAACAGCAGAAUACCAAUAG